Messenger RNA from Aspergillus fijiensis CBS 313.89, 1147 nucleotides. RefSeq names its product class I SAM-dependent methyltransferase. Bases 232 to 1128 code for a protein of 298 amino acids. The record is from RefSeq and is a predicted model, not a curated record. The transcript is spliced from 2 exons. Lineage: Eukaryota; Fungi; Ascomycota; Eurotiomycetes; Eurotiales; Aspergillaceae.
CCCAACCUUCUCUUUGGGUCAAUCAACUAUCCGUGUGGUUGCUGGGUAGCUGAAGCCGUAUAAGGUAGAACCUACCUUCGGGGUAACUCAAUUAGGCGGCCUUCCAAGCCGGACAUUAUAAGAAGAUCCCAUCCACGGGUCAGUAGGUGGAAGCAAUGCUCCAGUUGCAACCUUGAUCAUCUAGCUAGAGCACAGUGGGCUAUCCUAUGCCCUGAACUGUUAGAGCACAACAUGUCCACUCAACUCGACGCCGCCUGGGUCGCCCGCCUCUCCCUACACGACCCCGCCCACUUCAGCAUCCAGCACUCGCAAACUCUGCAUCGCCUGGUGCUCCUACAGCACUGGAACAUCCCGACUGGUGCCAAGGUGCUGGAGCUCGGAUGCGGGCAAGGGGACUGCACGACUGUCCUUGCAACUGCCGUGGGCAAGCAAGGAAGCGUGGUGGCGGUUGAUCCGGCGGACCUGGAUUAUGGUGCGCCGUAUACCCUUGGCCAAGCACAGGGCCACAUUUCGCAAGGCUCACUGGGGGAUCGCAUUACUUGGGUCCAACAACCCCCUCUGGACUACCUGUCCUCACUCCCUCCCCUCUCCCCCUCCUCGCCCCUCGCCAGCCAGACUAAGGCCUUCGACGCAGCGGUGCUCGCCCACAGCCUAUGGUACUUUGCCUCCCCCUCGCUCAUUUUGUCCACCCUGUGUGCCCUCAAGCAGCACAGCAAGCGUCUUCUUCUCGCCGAGUGGUCGUUAGUCGCCACGCACCCCUCUGCUCAGCCUCACGUGUUAGCGGCGCUUACCCAGGCCGCGCUGGAGUACCGUAAACCCAUUAGCAAUUCGAAUGUCCGCACGGUGCUGGGACCCAGGCGGCUUACCGAGCUGGCCCUGGCCGCCGGGUGGCAGUUGCAGAGCGAGACCCGCGUGCAAAGUGGGGAGGGCUUGUUGGACGGACAGUGGGAAGUCUCUGCUUGUCUGUCUUCAUCUUUCGAAAAGGAGGUGGAGGAGGCAGUGAGUGAUGGGAGGGAACGGGCAAUGGUUCUUGCGUUACGGGAUGCGUGUGCGGCGAGCUUGGAGGGUAUACCAGGGGGCCGGACAGGGGUUAGGGCCAUGGAUGUUUGGGUGGCUAGUUUCGUGUGAUCCGGCAACUUACCUUUGC